This is a messenger RNA of Strongylus vulgaris, 792 nucleotides long. Lineage: Eukaryota; Metazoa; Nematoda; Chromadorea; Rhabditida; Strongylidae. The record is from the annotation of a GenBank genome assembly.
AUGGACUUUAUCCCUGGCCUAAAGUCAUGCAUGACUUCAAAGCAAUAUCUUAUUCUUUUCUUUGUCAUGGGAGGUGGGAUUGGCAUGUUCAAUUGCCUAUACACCAUCAUGCAGGAACUACUUUGUCCUUCCGGAUAUUCCAACUCUUUCGUUGGCAUUUGUGCUGCCUUGAUGAUCAUUGGAGGUAUCGUUGGCGCUGCUGGAAGUGGUAUUUUUGUUGAUCGCACAAAAAUGUACGAGGAAACUAUGAAGGUCUCAAUGGGGUUAGCUGUUGUAUUUGGUCUCAUUUUCAUGCAGCUCACGCUGCACCCCAACUUCGCACCUUUCCUCGCAGCUACAUGUGUUUUAUUUGGAAUUUUUGGCUUAGCAACCUAUCCUGUUGGUUUGGAGCUUUCUGCAGAGUGCACAUUCCCUGUAUCAGAAGCUACUUCUACUGGGCUCAUCGUUUUGUCUGGACAGGUACAAAGUGUUUUGUAUGUCCUCAUCAUGAAGCAGUUCAGUCGACCACUGCAGCCUGAACGAAUGGACAUCCAGGUUUGUUCGUUAGAUGCAAAUGAUACCUUGAAUCAGCCGAAGGACAACACUCAGGCUGUAAUGGUUUUCUCUUUAUUGGCAGCACUGCUCGUUCUUGUGCUGGUGAUUCUGUUCAAGCCAGUAUAUCGUCGAAUUGAAGCCGAAAAAGAAAACAGGGCUCGCCUCGAUAAGGAAAAGGAAGCGCGAUCAAACGAGCAGAAGAUCACACUUCCUCGAGAAACUGCUAUCCAACCUUUAAAUGAACCGCAACAGCUUUAA